This is a messenger RNA of Antechinus flavipes (yellow-footed antechinus), 1214 nucleotides long. RefSeq names its product transmembrane p24 trafficking protein 6 (gene TMED6). Gene Ontology annotation, biological process: endoplasmic reticulum to Golgi vesicle-mediated transport; intracellular protein transport; Golgi organization. Gene Ontology annotation, cellular component: endoplasmic reticulum-Golgi intermediate compartment; endoplasmic reticulum; Golgi apparatus. The transcript has 4 exons. The coding region runs from base 44 to 772 and encodes 242 amino acids. NCBI's taxonomy places the organism in Eukaryota, Metazoa, Chordata, Mammalia, Dasyuromorphia, Dasyuridae. The record is from RefSeq and is a predicted model, not a curated record.
UGCUGUGCUCCAAGCCGGGAGUCUGGGUUCUGGAGAGAGCAGGAUGUCUUCUUUGCUCUUUGGGGUUGGGGUAGCCUUCCUGAGCCUGGUGCUGGCGGCCAGAGGACAGAAGACGGAGCCCUUAAGUGGUCUCGGAGACCAGGCACCUUUCCGCGGAGCAGAUCGCUAUGACUUUGCCAUCAUGAUCCUCCCAGGAGGAACAGAAUGCUUCUGGCAGUUUGCACACCAAAGUGGAUACUUUUACUUCAGUUAUGAGGUUCAGCGGACAAUGGGACUUUCACAAGGCCGGCAUAUAACUGCCACUGCUCAUACCCCAAAAGGUUUUCUCAUUGAUAAAUCUCAGGAUAUCCGAGGUCAGAUCAACUUUUCUACCAAAGAGUCAGGCUUUUACCAGCUUUGUCUCGGCAAUCAACAAAACCACUUUGCCUCUGUACAAGUGUAUAUCAAUUUUGGAGUCUUUUAUGAGGGUGCUGAUCUGGAAAAUAAUCAGAGGAAUGAGGAGAGACAAAAAUUGAAUGAUACCUUGGAUGCCAUUGAGGAAAGUACACGAAAGGUUCAGAUAAAUAUCUUUCACAUGUGGAGGUACUACAAUUUUGCCCGCAUGAGGAAAGGAUCUGACUUUUUCAUUCUCCAAUCAAACUAUAACUAUGUGAACUGGUGGUCAAUAGCCCAGAGUAUUGUUAUUGUCCUUUCUGGAAUCUUGCAGUUGUAUUUCCUGAAGCGUCUCUUCAAUGCCCCCCAAGUCACAGACCCAAGAAAGCCAAGAUGCUAAAGGCAAUAUUAGGAACCAAGUCCUAAUCCUGCUCCCCUCCCUCCCUUUCUCUCCAGGGCUUAGCAAAUCAAGUUUUAUAAAAAUUAUAGAAACUUACCCUGCACACUGCAUUUUUUAAAAAAGUAAUGUCAUCACUCACAAAGGAUCAUCAGUUGUAAAAAUAACUAAAUCCAGAACUAUUACUUGGCUUUAGUCAGCCCCAUAUAAGUUCUUAAAAAGGUUGCUCUAAAUAGUGCUAAUAACUAUUCCCUUAAGCUGUACUGAGCAUAUAAAAAAUGAUUAUUUUCUACAGCCUAAAGGACUUGAGGAGUCAGGGAGGAUUGAUAGAAGAUAGAAAAAUCUUAAAAUAGGAAAGAGAAUUUAUGGUGUAUGGGAACAAGAGCUGGGAAAAUCACAGCCAAUAUUGAGUAAAAAUAAAUAAAACGUAUCUCUAUAAAUGACA